Uranotaenia lowii is the source of this 1435-nucleotide messenger RNA. RefSeq names its product spastin-like. NCBI's taxonomy places the organism in Eukaryota, Metazoa, Arthropoda, Insecta, Diptera, Culicidae. Bases 587 to 1435 code for a protein of 282 amino acids. The transcript is spliced from 3 exons. The record is from RefSeq and is a predicted model, not a curated record.
CGUUCGUUUCAUUCACUUCGUCCUGUGUGGUGUUUUGGGGGUCUGCCGUUUUCAUUUUUUCACUCCCUUGGUGGAGCCUUUUUCGCAGUCGCGUAGAUUAGUGAAUAUGGAUUAAAAAUCAUGUGUAACAAAUAGUUCUAUCGUAGCUGUAUCAGUUUAUUCCCUCGGGAUCUUCCAGACAACCGGAAGUAGUGUCGUUUUUCGCGAAGAAUCCUGAUUUUCGAGACGGUAGUUUUCCACUCGAGAUUGUUGUGUUCGAAGAAAUAUAGAAUCUGAUGUAGAGUGCUUUGAGUUUUUUUUUUUCGUCGUUAUGUGAAGCGUUUAGUGUAAGCCCCAAACCCCAGACAAGUAAAUUUUGCCUUAUCUUCUGCGCCUGCUAGGAUAUCCCUUUUCCUUUUUUGGGGGAUUUCUUCGGAACUUGUUCUGCAUGCAGUUGUAUGCGUAGCCGUUUUCGAAAUUUGUUUUUGGUAUUUUGUACUGGCACUCUUUGGGCGACUCGGGGGUCGUGAAUUGAUUCCUUGUCCUUGAUCUCGGUGCAAACCGGAUAGUAAGAAAAACAGGGGAACGUGUCCAGUGACCUGACCUGAUGGUUCGUAACAAAUAUUCUCUGGGAAAUGCUGGCAAAUCGCCGAGUAAGAAAUCACGCACCAGUAGUGGCAUCAAUAGCAAACAGCACGAAGCCAGCGACAACGAAGGAGGCGAAGGCACUUCCGCAUCGUCCCUGGUAGGAAGCGGCACCAGUGGCCCGAGAUGUGAUUCCGUGCACAAGCAAAAUCUUUACAUUAUUUCGUUCCCCGUUAUCUUUGUGUUCAACGUGUUGCGUUCGUUACUUUAUCAACUGUUCAUCAUUUUUCGGUACAUUUAUAAUUUCACUACCAAAGUUGUUUACAAACCGGUGAGAAAAGAGUGUGGUCUCGAGGUGGUCAUUAACGAUCAGAACCAGCUGCAGAAUCGCACACCUGCACACCAUCAGCUCCCGGAUCAUCAACACCAGCAAAAUCCGGAGCACGCGAUUCAGUUGCAAUACGACGCGCAACUACAUCAGCAGCAGGGACAUCCUCACCCGUUGCAGUACUCGAGUAGCGGGGUCUUACUGAACGGACCCGACGCUAGAGAGAUGUCGGUGCAAAGAUCUGCUAGCGGGAGCCAGGUUGGGCCUGGUCCCGGAGAUCCGCUGCUGGCCAAGCAGAAGCAUCAUCACCGGAGGGCCUUCGAGUACAUCUCCAAGGCGCUGAAAAUCGACGAAGAGAACGAGGGUCAGAAAGAGCUAGCUAUCGAACUGUACCGGAAGGGGAUCCUGGAACUGGAACGGGGCAUCGCCGUGGACUGCUGGGGUGGCCGGGGCGAAGUUUGGGAACGGGCCCAGCGACUUCACGACAAAAUGCAAACCAAUCUGUCGAUGGCUCGAGAUCGGUUGCAUUUUCUAGUAAUGUAA